Molecule: messenger RNA, 480 nt
Organism: Halichondria panicea
Lineage: Eukaryota; Metazoa; Porifera; Demospongiae; Suberitida; Halichondriidae
Product: U1 small nuclear ribonucleoprotein C-like
Exons: 5
Coding region: 81-416 (111 amino acids)
Biological process (GO): spliceosomal snRNP assembly; mRNA 5'-splice site recognition; mRNA splicing, via spliceosome
Cellular component (GO): U1 snRNP; nucleus
Molecular function (GO): zinc ion binding; pre-mRNA 5'-splice site binding
Source: RefSeq, a predicted model, not a curated record
AAUGGGCGUGACGAGAGGGCAAAGGUCAUGCCUCAUCUUGUGGGCAUUAAUUAGAGUCGGAAACAGUACAAUUAUACAUCAUGCCUAAGUAUUUCUGCGACUACUGUGACACUCAUCUCACUCAUGACUCGCCUUCUGUACGCAAGACACACAACUCUGGGCGUAAGCACAAGGACUCAGUGAAGCUCUACUAUAUGAACUGGCUAGAACAAGAGGCACAAAACAUGAUGGACUCAGGUGGAUUGAUGCGCCCUGGCUUCCCUCCUGGUGGUAUGCUCCCUCAUCCUGGUAUGAUCCCUCCUCCUGGAAUGUUUGCCCCACCAAUGCCUGGAGGUAUGCUUCCCCCUCCUCCCAUGAUGACUGGUCCUCCCAUGGCCAUGAUGCCUCCUCCUACCAUUCCUCCUCAACAACAAUAAACUAUUAACUUCCUAGCUUAUCAAAUUACAGUAGUCUUUUUGUGUAUAAUUACAAUGUAGUUAA